This is a messenger RNA of Capsella rubella, 2151 nucleotides long. RefSeq names its product probable inactive receptor-like protein kinase At1g65250. The record is from RefSeq and is a predicted model, not a curated record. Gene Ontology annotation, cellular component: plasma membrane. Gene Ontology annotation, molecular function: protein serine/threonine kinase activity; ATP binding. NCBI's taxonomy places the organism in Eukaryota, Viridiplantae, Streptophyta, Magnoliopsida, Brassicales, Brassicaceae. The transcript has a single exon. The coding region runs from base 786 to 1898 and encodes 370 amino acids. Gene Ontology annotation, biological process: protein phosphorylation; cell surface receptor signaling pathway.
AGUUCCGCUGGAGCUUUAUAACUUCUCUUCACCGUAUCAAGUGUCAACCGAAGGGGAGUCGAAGUGUUUCCUUGGUUUGGUAAGCUUUGGCGGUUUGUUUCCGGUGGCCUCUGGUCCCCUUCGUAGUAGUGGUGAGUUUUUUGUCCUUCUUGUCCCUUUCGGUUAGGUUAGUUUUUUGUGCUUCAGUGAAAGGUCGGGAACAUUCGAGGAGGAAGCUAGUCAUGCUAUCCUCUCCGGCGGUACUGAGGCGUGGAAGAAAUAUGAGGUGAGGCGGAGGUGUGGCCGUAGCGGGUGUAGUCCGUGCUGGGAUCGAAGUCGAUGCCGAGCCAGAUCCCUCUCGGAUGAGGGCAGUAGAGGGAGUUAAUUGGGAGUAGGCGACUAGCGAGCCGCCGUGCAUCUUAACCUGUUUAGCUUUCGCGGCGGAAGUCGCCUCAUAUUUCGGUGGGUUGUGCUGCGUGUGUAAGGAGGGGAGUAUAUCGUGUUCAUGUUUCACAGUGCUCUAGACUUCGGCGGUUUAGCUUUCUUCUCUUUCGUUUGCAAACUUAAUCAUUAUUUCUUCCAAAUAUCUUUGUCGCAGAGGUGGGGUGGGGAGAGUAACAAAAGUCCAAGUCCUCAAAUCUCUUUUCCAACAUAGUCAACAAGAAUUGAGUACCAUAAAAAAAUUAUCUAAAAUAUCUCAUUUCGUUUUCAACUCAUUGUGCGAGCCUUGAAUCAUCUGGUUCAUUUGAUUUUAAUGUAAAGUUCUUUUUUUGUUUUUCUCUCUAUUUUCUAGUUUUUGUUUUGAGAUGGAUUGGCUGAGGAACAAGAUGAAGAAGAAGCCAACAAAAUCUGAUAUAGUAGCGAACGAGAGAGGGGCAAAGUUGUUAGAAGAGCUGAUAGAAUGUUGCAAUGGCAAAUCCAAUCCCAUCAAAUUCUUCUCUGCUGAUCAGAUCCUCAAUGCCACUGACAGUUUCAGCAAAUCUAAUUGUCUUUCCAAAAUAUAUGGUUAUGGCUGCUACGACUGGACCAACUGGUAUUCAGGUAAGAACGAGAACCACCGCAAAAUACUCGUCAAGAUAUUCGGUAUAGAUCGAGAUGGAAGUAUUAGCAGGGACAUAGCAGUAUCAUCGAUGGUGAGUGGUCACAAAAACUUUAUGAAAUUGGUUGGAUGCUGUCUCGAGUUUGAAAAUCCAGUCAUGGUUUAUGAUGGUGUCAAGAAACAUUACAAAUUAGAUAUAAGUAAAGAGACGUGGAAAAGGAGAAUGAAGAUAGCUGAGGAUAUCGCCACUUCUUUAGCUUACCUUCACACCGCCUUCCCAAGGCCCUUAGUAUAUAGGAUAUUUUCUCCUGGGAAUAUCUUAGUGGAUGAAGAUGGUGUUGGGAAGCUGACUGAUUUCUCUCACUGCGUCUCAAUUCCCGAAGGAGAAACAUUUGUCAAGGUUGAUAAUCGAAAGGGAUUCUUUGGUUCCCUUACCGACCUUAAUUACCGGAAAAAUAGAGUCGUCUCGGAGAAAACAGAUGUCUUUGCCUUUGGAGUUUUGAUAUUGCAAGGAUUUCUAAUUGGAGAUAAAAGAUCUACGAAUAUUUGGGUAGAAGCCAGUAUUAAAGGUUACAGUGAAAGGAAUGUUGGUGAUGACUCUCAUCAAUUUUGGAUGUUAAAAUUUGGGGGAAAAGAUAGAAGAAUGGAUGUGAUUGCAGAUCCACAGAUGAUAGAAAAGAUGGGUGAAAUUUCAGAAGAAGAGGUUUCUCAAAUGAAAGCUUUCCUAAGGCUCUCACUAAGAUGCGUCGGUCAUAAAGGUGAAAUUCCAACGAUGGUUGAAGUUGCCAAAGAACUAAAGAAGAUACAAAAGGUCUCUUUUUCUCCUGUAGGUGAAUUCACCCAAUUCAACUCUCCCCAAGAUGUUUCUUCCUCUUCCUAAGUCGUUGUUAAACAAGACUUAAAAACACAUAUUCAUUUUGCAUGCCUGCCUUGAGAUAUUUCACGGAAUGUUUCAAUGCGUUAAGUUGUGCUUGUUUCAGUCCUUCACAAAAAAAGAAAAAAAAAAUAUAAUAAUAAUAAUAAUAAUAAUCUAAGAGUGUGCUGAAAAUUAGCUAUGUUUGUUUGUAUUAAGAGCUUAGUGCUUUUGUCUGUGUUUUGGGUUUGACUUUGAUCGAUUCUUGUGUUUUCAUAGU